GCUAAGAAAGGGCAAGGGAAAUAUAAUUUUGUAUCGUCUUAUUUUAAAGAAUUCGAGCCCGCGCUACAAUCCGCUGAUAAUCCAAGAUGGCGACGCCGCGAAACAGUCCACGAAGUCCUUCUUCUCCGACCUCGCCACGUCAAACACACCAAAAGACGGUCCCUUGGGAUGCGGAAAUCGACUCUGAUGCGUUGUUUUCCUCGCAUACGAUUGAUGAGAUUCGAGCUCUUGAAAACAAAACAAGAAGCGAUAUUGAGAAUAAAAAAGAAGAAUUGCGCUUGAUGGUUGGAGAGAGAUACAGAGAUCUUAUUGAUGCUGCAGAUACUAUCACAGAAAUGAAAUAUUGUGCACAAAAGGUAAAUGAUACAAUAGAUGACAUUCAAAAACAAUACAAGGACUUGUACCAGUCUCACCGCUGUCAUGGAGUGGGAGGAGUCACCCAACCAACGAAAGGACCUACACAGUCAAAGUCAGGAUUCUACUCUCUUGCAUCACAAAUGAAACUACUGGUUGACACGCCAGAAAAGGUGUGGAGUGCACUGGAGCGUCAGCAGUACAUGAAAGCCACGCAGCUCUACCUGCUCUCCCAUCACAUCGUCAGCAUACUUCACCUGGAAACUGGGUCCAAGGCAGCACCCAAAGUCCUGUCCUCCUUUCCUAUCCUUCAAAGACAGUGGGCCGCCAUCAGCCACUUCAAGGAGUCAAUUCUACAGGGGAGCAGAGCUUUGUUGAAAGAUGCCACACAGACAGAUGAGGCUACUGCAGAUGCCCUGUGUUCCAUAUUACUUUUGGAAGAGAGCUCACCCCGACAAGUCUUCUCGGAAUUCCUCCUUGCAAGGAAGUCAGCUCUGCAAGAGAUCUUCCAUCCCAGCCAGCAUGCCACAAGUAUAAAGUCUCAAAUCUGUGAAGUCGUCCGUGUGAUCAGAACCAGUCUUUAUCAGAUUUACACCCUAUUCAUGUAUGGACUGGAUGGUAACUCUGAAAUCCAUGAGAUCAAAGAUAAUCCAUCUCUUUUAUUUCAAGUUCUCUACAAGGUAACUAGACGUGAGCGCUCAGAUCCAAACAGCGAUGAGGAAGCUCUUGAAGGCUUAUUUGGCCCUGAUUUCGACCUGGUAACAAGCGCAAGAUAUCUCCCCAAGACUGUUCUUGGGUACAGACCACACAUGCGAUCAUUCCCAGCAACCAUUCCAUUGCGCAACAUCCAGGCAAACUGUGAGGAAUGGAUUAACAUGUGCUUGCGUGAUGUCUCCAGUGGUGUGGCCAAACUCCUUAAGUAUAUCGGUACCCUAAAGGGCCUGGCUACCAUCAGGGAUGCUAUCUGGAAUCUCUUAAAAGAGGCAGCAGCUGCUCAAGCCUCUUCAGAUGGGCUGACCUGGGAAGACCUUUGCAGGACAGUUCUCAAUAAAGACAUGUGUCUGUGGGACACGUUUCUUAGACCACUUUUCUCAGAAAGAGCUAAGACUAUUCUCCGUGGUCUUUUCAAUGCAACUGUUUCAUCUUCCAAAAACAUGGUCACCAAGUCCAUGGAUGAUCUCUCUGACUACCACCACACUGACCCGAUGGUACGCUGGGACAGGGACCUUGCUGGCUAUGUGUGGCACGAGAGUGCAAAUGAUGGCCCUCUCAGCAUCCUAUCGGUGGGUAAUAAUGCUACAAAAGACAAGGAUGGCGGAGGGCUUACAUUGAAAUCUUUGGCGUGUACCCCUUCAAUUGUAAGUCUGUGUUCCAGCAUAAACGACAAGCUCUCGGUGAUUUUAGAAGAUGCUCAAUACCUGAUUGCUGAUCCCAAGCCAGACAAUGCAUCCCCUGCUACCCCUAAACAGUCGAUUUUUGUUCCCCCUGGUACCCCCAGACAGUCAAGUUUUGCCCAGAAUGAGGCAGGACACCAGUCGCCCUUUGAUCGUUAUAAAGACAGCAGUAAAAUACAGACUUUCCUACAGGACGCUUGUUUUACUGCAUUCAAUGAACUGUUGGCGUUUAUUGAUCAAUUAUUCACUGAGCACAAAAGCAAAUUGGAAUCUGACACCUCCCUGUGUUAUGACACUACGUGCAUCGAUAGGGUGCUCUUCAUGGGCCGCCUGUGCCGUGCUGUGCCAACACAGUGUACCCACCUCAAGCAUGUCAUGCAGGGCGUGGUCACUCAGACAGAGAGUACCCCCUCCCGAGGCACGCCCAGGCUCACACGCUCAUCAAGUGUCGCCAGACGGAAGCUGGAAGUUCCUGGUAAGAUGUCAGAGCUUUCGGAGCUGUUGCUGAACCGCUAUCUCGGGGCAUUCCGCAUCUGGAUCGGAUGGGCGAGCGAUGUAUUCCUCUCCUCCUACGAGGAGUCUUUGCUGCAUGGCGAUGCCGUGUCUGCGCUCUACUCCAUCACGAGUUGGGAAGAGCUGAAAAUCGAAGAAGAAUCUGAGUCUGGUCAACAAGUGCAGUCCACUAUCCGUGUUCCUAUGCAGGUCUCAACUUACAUCACGUCUCUACUCUUCAGUCUGUGCCAAGAGCUAAAUCGCAUCGGUGCGCAUGCGUUAGAUCGGCGGCUACUGCAGGAGCUUGUGAAUAUUCUGUCCGAACGUGUGCUUCGGCUUUACGAGCGCUUCACGGAGAAGCACCGAACAAGCCUAGCGCAGAACCGAGCGCUCCAGGCCAUCUUUGACGUAAAGUUUGUCACGUCGAUUCUUGCAGGCCGGACAGAAGACGAAAAAGUGCGGCAGGUCACGCCUAAUUUCUCGGACCGCCUUCAAACUGUUGUCGACACCCUUGAGGGAUUCGUGGACCCGUUUGAUUUGGACGUGUUCUCGCCACACAUCACUAGAAACCUGACGAGACAGCUGCAGCGAUGCGGGGUUCUUUUCGGCAUCCUGGUCACUUUAGACAAGCAUACAAAUCAUUCCUUUGGCGUGACCUCACGAUCCACAUCCGGGUCUCAAGAUCAGCACAACAUCAUGCCUCUGGCGCCCAAUCCUCCCCGGUUCUCCCUGUUACCGCUGACCUCGCACCAUGGAGGCUCAACGUAUUCGUCGGCAGAGGAUAGCUAUGACAUUAGAAAAAAGACCUCCGAUGUCUACAAACCCACCACGCCCUUAGUGGGUCUCACCGCCUUCCAUCGUCACCAUCAAUUCUUCAACUCCGAACAGAGACGACUGCAAGAGCUACAGGCGUCCUGACAACUCCGGCCACCAUGGCAACUUGACGUCAGUCCGGUAACCAUAACAACGUGACGUCAGCGGCUUGCACGUCACACUUGAAGGCGUAUAGGAAGUGACGUCAUAGAUAAAUUUUAUAACUUGAGAGACAUGGUAUGACUAUUUUGUCCAGUGUUUUGCUAAGAUGGUCUAUAGAUCACCAGCAAUUUUCAAGGCAUUGUUGGUCUGCGGUUGGGAAAGGGAUAAGAGUAAAUAAAGGAAUUGAAUAAAAAACGCUAAAAUCUUAAAA
Nematostella vectensis (starlet sea anemone) is the source of this 3426-nucleotide messenger RNA. RefSeq names its product conserved oligomeric Golgi complex subunit 1. The transcript is spliced from 28 exons. Gene Ontology annotation, biological process: intra-Golgi vesicle-mediated transport. Gene Ontology annotation, cellular component: COG complex; Golgi apparatus. The record is from RefSeq and is a predicted model, not a curated record. The coding region runs from base 87 to 3158 and encodes 1023 amino acids. NCBI's taxonomy places the organism in Eukaryota, Metazoa, Cnidaria, Anthozoa, Actiniaria, Edwardsiidae.